This is a messenger RNA of Closterium sp. NIES-65, 1986 nucleotides long. Lineage: Eukaryota; Viridiplantae; Streptophyta; Zygnematophyceae; Desmidiales; Closteriaceae. The record is from the annotation of a GenBank genome assembly.
CUCCUUAAGAAAGCCACCGCGACGCAGAUGGUCUCGACCGCGUCGCCGUCGCAGCACCUGCGGCUGGCGCUGCAGCACGGCGCGGACGUGAGCAUGAGCGUGCGCGAGCUGGACGCGCUGCUGGCGCUGCUGGCGGAGAAACGGCGCAAGGCGGAGCAGGAGGAGGCGGAGAUGAACAUGGAUAUCCUCCUCGAUUUUUUACAGCGGUCGCGGCAGAAGAAGCAAGCGGAACUGGACGAGCUCCGCGCGGACCUUCUCUUCAUCCGUGAGGACAUAGCGGCGGUGGAGCAGCGGCGGCGCGCGCUGCAGCAGAUGCGCGAGCAGUCCGCCGCCGCCAUCCACGCGCUGCUCUUCCGCGGAGGCGCGUCUUCCGCGGGCGCGGGGGGAGACGAAACGGGGUUCGGCUCCGGGGGACUGGCGGGGCUGAAGGCGGGCGCGGGGGGAGGGCUAGCGGGGAGCAAGCGGAGAGGGGGGCCCGCACUCGCGCACCACCUGCAGCAGACCGCGCAGAAGAUGCGCAUUCAGGGGGAUGGGCGGGGGAUAGGCGGAGGAGGUGUGGGGACGGUGAAGGAGGAGGCGGAAGGGGAGGGGGGAGGGGAAGGGGGAGGGCUGGUCGCGUGUGGGCCGUCGGAUAUUGCCAUGUCCGCAUCAACGGUUGCCAAGAAACGACGCGUUUUUUCCCAUGUAGUUCGACGACCUACAGGAGUGCUACCUUUCGACGACCUGCAGGAGUGCUACCUGCACCACCGCCGCCAGGCAGCGCACUCCGCCAAGCCCGCGGGAGCAGCAGGAGGAGCAUCCGCAGCAUCACAAGCAGCAGCAGCAGCAGCAGAGGCGGGAAGGCGUGGAGACCGGUCAGCAGCAGGAGCAGGAGAGGGCGGGGCGGUAGGGCAGGUGGACCUGGGCACGGGCCUGGAGGACUUCCGGCAGGUGUUAGCAGCGUUCACGCGGUUCAGCCGUGUCAAGGUGGUGGCGGAGUUGCGGCAGGGGGAUUUGUUCCAUUCCUCCAACAUUGUCUCGAGUAUUGAGUUCGACCGCGACGACGAGUUCUUUGCCACGGCGGGCGUGUCGAGGCGAAUCAAGGUCUUCAACUUCUCGCAGGUGGUGGGAGAGCUCGCAGACGUGCACUGUCCAGUCGUGGAGAUGCCUACUCGCUCAAAACUGAGCUGCCUGUCGUGGAACCCCUACCUCAAGGCGCACAUUGCCAGCAGUGACUACGAGGGCAUUGUGACGGUGUGGGACGUGGGCACGGGGCAGAGUCUACUGGAGUAUGAGGAGCACGAGAAGCGGGCUUGGUCGGUGGACUUUGCGCGCACGGAACCUACCAGACUGGUAUCUGGGAGCGACGAUGGGAAGGUGAAGAUCUGGUGCACGCGGCAGGAGAGCAGCAUCCUCAACAUCGACAUGAAGGCCAACAUCUGCUGUGUCAAGUUCAACCCCGGCUCCGCCAACUUCAUUGCGGUCGGAUCAGCGGACCAUCACAUUCACUAUUACGACAUCAGAGCGCCAGCGCUGCCACUCCACGUGUUCAGCGGGCAUCGCAAGGCCGUGAGCUACGUCAAGUUCCUCUCGCCCUCGCAGCUCGCCUCUGCCUCCACCGACAGCACGCUCCGGCUGUGGGACGUGCACUCCCACGCUGCCAUCCGCACGCUGAGGGGCCACACCAAUGAGAAGAACUUUGUGGGCUUGUCUGUCAACAGUGACUACAUCGCAUGCGGCUCCGAAACGAAUGAAGUGUACAUCUACUAUAAGGCCAUGUCUAAGCCCAUGGCAGUACACCGAUUCACCAACUCUGACCCUUUUAACGGGGAAGACAGUGACGAGGAUACAGCUCACUUCAUCUCUGCAGUGUGCUGGAAGGGCGGAGGGGGGGAGGCAGGUGGAGCAGGGGCAGGUGGGGAAGGGGGUAGUGGGCAGCAGCAGGAGGCAACAAUGCUAGCAGCAAACAGCCAAGGGACUAUCAAGGUGCUCUCUCUGGCGCCAUAA